AUUUCUGCAGAAAACCGCUCAACGUUGAGCAGCGCUGAAGCGAGUUGCGUCAUGACGCAGAGUGACGUGGCAUGCGUUCAUUUGAAUAAUCCGUGUAGUGGCAGCGCGAUACACGCAGCAGAGCAGACUCAACCCGCACGGACCCGCAGCAGAACAACCCGCCAUGAACCGCAUGAAGAGUCUGAUGAGAGGCGUGGGCAGAGUGACGCCCGCCCUGACCCGCGCAGUGCAUUCUGGGACACGCACGUCGUCCUCCGCGGCCUCUAGAGUGAAACACAAGGAGUGUAAGCUGACGCCAGAGGAGGUGUUCGCUCGCGAGGAUCGUUACGGUGCUCACAACUACCACCCGCUGCCCGUGGCCCUGGAGCGUGGAGAGGGGGUUCACCUGUGGGACGUGGAGGGCCGCCGGUACUUCGACUUCUUGAGCGCGUACAGCGCUGUAAACCAGGGUCACUGUCACCCGAAGAUCAUCUCCGCGCUGACGGCGCAGGCCUCCAGACUCACGCUCACAUCCAGAGCCUUUUACAACGACCAGCUGGGCGCCUACGAGGAGUACAUCACCGGCCUGUUCGGGUUCGACAAGGUGCUGCCCAUGAACACAGGUGUGGAGGGCGGAGAGACGGCCUGUAAACUCGCCCGUAAGUGGGCUUACUCUGUCAAGGGCGUCCCGAAGAAUGAGGCCAAGAUCGUUUUCGCAAUGGGGAAUUUCUGGGGCCGUACGCUGGCUGCGAUCUCCAGCUCCACAGACCCCAGCAGCUCCGAGGGGUUCGGCCCGUUCAUGCCCGGGUUCCAGCUGGUCCCGUAUAAUGACAUCACUGCACUGGAGAAAGCGCUGCAGGAUCCACACGUGGCUGCGUUCAUGGUGGAGCCCAUCCAGGGUGAGGCGGGUGUCGUCGUUCCUGAUGCUGGUUACCUCACUAAAGUCCGGGAACUGUGCACUAAACACAAUGUUCUGUUCAUCGCGGAUGAGGUUCAGACCGGUCUGGCCCGCACCGGCCGCCGAUUGGCUGUGGAUCAUGAGGACGUGAGACCAGAUGUGGUGGUUCUGGGUAAAGCUCUGUCAGGAGGAGUGUAUCCCGUGUCUGCUGUUCUGUGUGAUGAUGAGGUGAUGUUGACCAUCAAACCCGGAGAACACGGAUCCACGUAUGGAGGAAACCCUCUGGCCUGCCGCGUCGCCAUCGCUGCUCUGGAGGUUAUGGAGGAGGAGGGUUUGGCUGCUAACGCUGAUCGGAUGGGUCAGAUCCUGCGAGCCGAACUCAACAAACUCCCCCGAGAGAUCGUGAGCGGCGUUCGUGGGAAAGGCCUCCUAAACGCCAUCAUCAUCAACGAGACCAAAGACUAUGAUGCGUGGCGGGUGUGUCUGCGUCUCCGUGACAACGGCCUGCUAGCAAAGCCCACGCAUGGUGACAUCAUCAGACUGGCUCCGCCCCUCGUUAUAAACGAAGACGAGGUCAGGGAGUGUGUGGACAUCAUCAGCAGGACCGUCAUGUCGUUUUAAGCCCUCUUCAUCAUCAUCCUCCUCCUCCUCAUCUGAGCUGUAGUUGUCUGAUUUUAGCGCUCAUGUUUUAGCUGUUACAGUCGGGUCGAGCCCGGACUCUCUCCGCACGGUUUUC
Rhinichthys klamathensis goyatoka is the source of this 1613-nucleotide messenger RNA. RefSeq names its product ornithine aminotransferase (gene oat). The record is from RefSeq and is a predicted model, not a curated record. Bases 164 to 1498 code for a protein of 444 amino acids. Gene Ontology annotation, molecular function: pyridoxal phosphate binding; identical protein binding; L-ornithine transaminase activity. The transcript is spliced from 10 exons. Gene Ontology annotation, cellular component: cytoplasm. Lineage: Eukaryota; Metazoa; Chordata; Actinopteri; Cypriniformes; Leuciscidae.